AUGCUGGCUGGCCCAAGCUCCUCCGUUCAACCUUUCCGCAACCUAAACUUCCUCCAAAUCUACCACCAGCAAAACAACAACAACACCACCAUCAACACAACCCCUCUACCAACCAACCAACCUCCUCCCAAAAGAAACCCCUCCAAGACACACACAGGGGAGAGAGAGAAAGAAAGAAACACGAAAAUGGACCCCCCGCGAAAACCAAUCCCAACAACAACACACCUAAAACCACCCCCUCACCACACGCCGCGCCCAACCUCCACAACAACACCAAGCUCAUCCAUACCACCACGCGCCCCCGUAACCGCGCACCCCAGCUCUACAAUUGCCGAAUCCUCCAUAUUCCAAGGCACGCACCCGAUCUCGAUCGGCGCGGGGACAGUCAUCCACCCGCGAACGCGAAUCUACUCGUUCCACGGACCCGUCAUCAUCGAAGAACGGUGCAUUAUUGGCGAGAAGAGCGUUUUGGGGACGCCGCCCACCAACAUCACCAGUCACAGCUCCUCGGGGACUACGGGAUCAGGAAUUGGGGCUAGUGAAGACAGCAGUGGUAUACCGAUCACACUCUCAGCAAACGUAACGCUCGGACCCGGCGUGACGGUGCACGCGGGCACGCGGCUACAAACAGGGGUAUUAGUGGAAGCGCUGGCGACGAUCCAUCGACGGGUGACGAUCGGGGCGCAUUCAAAGGUGUGUGCGGGCUGCGACGUAUCUGAGAACACGGUGCUGAAGGAAUGGAUGGUUGUUUGGGGGUCGGCGGGGACGGGGCAGCGACGGAGAGUUCGGGCGAAGGGGAAGAUGAGUUCGGUGACGGCGGCGGCGCAGGGAAUACAGGCUCUUGAGGCCGGGGUGAUUGAGGAGGCCAGGUUGAUGGUGUUGGAUAAGGAGAGAGAGGCGUUGGCGAGGUUGAUUGGGGCGUCGGCGAGUUCGGGGAGACGGAGGUAA
Aspergillus melleus is the source of this 948-nucleotide messenger RNA. Its product is annotated as transferase hexapeptide domain protein. The transcript has a single exon. Gene Ontology annotation, molecular function: dynein complex binding. Gene Ontology annotation, cellular component: dynactin complex. Gene Ontology annotation, biological process: mitotic spindle organization. NCBI's taxonomy places the organism in Eukaryota, Fungi, Ascomycota, Eurotiomycetes, Eurotiales, Aspergillaceae. The record is from RefSeq and is a predicted model, not a curated record. The coding region runs from base 1 to 948 and encodes 315 amino acids.